AUGCCUCCUCCUAAGCGACCGUCAUGGUUCCUUCAAGCCCAGAAAACGAGUUUACAGGCCGCCAUGAGUUUCGGCAUGUACUUGGGCAGUUGGGCAGGACCGUGGCCCCCGGAACCAUCAUUUUAUGUCGAAAUCCCAGCUACAAUAUCCCCAACUAAGGGGGCCUUCAACUUGAUAUUUUAUGUCCCCAAGUCCUACUCUCGACGGACUCAGGGCAGUCGAUUCCCCGUUCUAGUCAACUUUCAUGGUGGCGGAAUGUCUAUAGGUAGUGGCACAGACGAUACGAGGUGGGCAAAGGAUGUCAUGCAGGAGCUGGGCGCUGUUGUUGUUAGUGUUGAGUACCGGCUCGCCCCGGAACAUACCUUCCCGACUGCUGUCCAGGAUUCGGUGGAUGCGAUUCUCUACCUUGUCGACAAUGCCGAAGAGUUAUACUUGGAUAGGGACAGAAUUGUACUGAGCGGCUUCUCAUCUGGAGGCAAUCUGGCUUUCACAGCCCCAAUUUUGCUGGAACAGCUUCGCAGACACCAAAUGCUGGCAAGCGAGCCUGGUUUUGAGGACCAAGCUACGGAUGAAUUCGACGUCCCAGUGUCUAAACUACCCGAAGGAUACCCAUUGCCCGAUUUCACAAUUAAAGCAAUUAUUGCAUGGUAUCCAUCUGUGGAUUUCACCCAGACUCGACAUGAGAGGCGAAACACUAAUCCGCACCCUGAAGUAUCGAUGCCAGGUGCGAUGUCCAACAUGUUCGACACCGCUUACAUUUUCAACUCUCACUUAAACGCUUACGAAUCUGCACAUCCACUUCUGUCGCCAGGCACAGCACCAACUGAAUUGCUAGAUGCAGCCCUGCCUUCUCGUGUUGUGAUAUACACAUGCCAGUUCGAUGCGCUUCAGAAAGAAGGAGAGCUCUUUGCAACCAGAAUACGAGAAGAACUGGGGAGAGAAGUCAAAUUUCAAAUGGUUGAAGGUGUUGCCCAUGCCUGGGAUAAAAUGCCAAAUCCUAUAUGGCCACCAAGCAGAAUCGAAGAGGUCUACAAGGAUGCCUGCGACAGCAUCAAGGACUACCUCUAG
Messenger RNA from Orbilia oligospora ATCC 24927, 1068 nucleotides. RefSeq lists its product as uncharacterized. Lineage: Eukaryota; Fungi; Ascomycota; Orbiliomycetes; Orbiliales; Orbiliaceae. Bases 1 to 1068 code for a protein of 355 amino acids. The record is from RefSeq and is a predicted model, not a curated record. Gene Ontology annotation, molecular function: hydrolase activity. The transcript has a single exon.